This is a messenger RNA of Cydia amplana, 3097 nucleotides long. Its product is annotated as regulation of nuclear pre-mRNA domain-containing protein 2. Gene Ontology annotation, biological process: mRNA 3'-end processing. The transcript has 17 exons. The record is from RefSeq and is a predicted model, not a curated record. Gene Ontology annotation, molecular function: RNA polymerase II complex binding. Lineage: Eukaryota; Metazoa; Arthropoda; Insecta; Lepidoptera; Tortricidae. The coding region runs from base 397 to 2994 and encodes 865 amino acids.
UGUCAAUUGAAUUUUACUUUAUCUGUGGGCGCCUCCAUUGAAGAAAAUGGCGGUUGUUGUAUAGUAAAAAUGGUUAAUCAAAUGAUCAUGUUUCUUUGACCACAUUUCAAUAGCAUCGCUAUUUAGAAUACCUUAAAGUAUUUAUCUAUCAUUUCUAGGCAAAGCCAGUUUCUCUGAUUCGCUAAUAGUUGCUUGUGAUGGAGUUAUAGUUCAACGCCAUAACGCGGUUUUCGGCGGCGUUUUGUUAGUGAAAAAUAUUGUUAAAUGAACAAGUGUGUAGUUACUCGUGUAGUAAACAUGCCUUAAAUAAAUUUAGAGACCCAGGUGUGAAUGUUCUUUAAUAACACAUUAAGAACCCCAGUGAUUUGUCACUAAAAGUAAUGAACUUAGUUUACAAUGGGUGAAACGGAAGAAUUUAAUACGCUAACCUUUGAGAAGAAGCUUCUGCAGUUGAAAGACACUCAGGAGAGCAUCCAAGGGUUGUCAUCAUGGUGCUUGAAGCAAAGAGCGCACCACAAAAAGAUAGUGGCGAGCUGGUUGAAUGUGCUGAAGCGAGUGAAGGUAGAGCAGAGACUCACGUUGUUCUAUCUGGCGAAUGAUGUGAUCCAGUACAGCAAACGGAAAAACUACGAGUUCGUGGAAAGCUGGGGCCUCAAUUUGCAGAAAGCUACUCCGCUUGUGAGAGAAGAGAAAGUAAGGCAAAAGAUUCUUCGGAUAUUUAAAAUCUGGGAGCAGAGAUCUGUAUAUGAUGAUGAGUUCCUCUCAGACCUGACCGGACUGUUGAGUGCCGGCGCCGUUAAAAAGACUGACGAUGAGGCUUUGGAUUUUCAACCUCAACAACUGGUAAAUAAAAUAAAGCAGUGUGCAGUAUUGGAGGCCGAUACUGACCUGAGGUUGAAAUAUAUCCAUGAGAGCCAUCUGCAGUUGUCAGAUGCUGAUGCCUUAUGUGCUGGUCUCAAGGAAACUAUAUCAGAGGAUAAAAGUAAUAAAGAGGAUGUGGAAAAGGAGUUAAACGAGGGCAUAGGAUGUGUGGAGAGGUACACCCAGGCCCUUCAGAGAGAGAUAGUUGCUCGGGAAGCCUUGUUGGCACUCCUUGCGUCCGCUAACCAGUACUAUUCAACUCAGAGAGGUGAAGUCAAAGUGGUGGCUUAUGCGUACAAGAAUUUCGGAGCCCGCGUGCGAGCUUUAAAACGGAAACUGGACGAGCUAAUACCAACCCUACCUACCGCCGCCCCGUCGCCCCCUCAGAGAGACGAGGACGUGCCCUCACCGGGGCCUGAUGAAGACCUGGAUCUGCCCAACGCGGGCGACGAGGAUAAUGAUGUGUCCUAUAACAUCGAUAAGACAUUCAACACGUCGCUGUCAGCGGACGGUUCACUGUACAACAUGGGUCUGUCGUCGUUCCUCAACUCUGACAACCCGCUCGCGUUGUUCAACGAGAGUCCUCCUAGCGCGCCCAACGUCAAUAGUGCCAAUAAAAUUGAAGUGAUAAAUUCGCGGCCGAGCGAGAACCAAGACUUCAAUAUCAACGAUUUCCUGAAAACGUUGGUGCCUAGUGAGAAUGCCGCUAAUUCAGAUAACAAUUCAGUAGCGAGCGGUACGAUGUCUCAAAAGUCUCAGGACGCGUUACCGGGCUUAGAUCUACUUUCGGACGGCGGGAACCCGCCACCACCCACCUCCUUCUAUGGCAGCAUACCUAACAAUAUUGUUUCAGAAGAACCCGAACCUUACCGGCCCGAGGCGCCGCAUUGGAAUAACAACUCAUGGAACAUGGUUCCGACGCCCGUCCCCGUGCCCUUGCCGGUGCCGGUGCCCGUGCCGGUGCCGGUGCCGGCGCCACUGCCGGCGCUGCCGGUGCUGGCGCCGGGCGCGCUGCCCGCGCCGCCGCCGCCGCCGCGCGCCUUCGCCGAGGCGCCCGCCUCCCCGCCGCACAAGCCCAACCUCGUACCCGAGAACCCCGUCUAUCCCAGGCCGGCGCCGGUUCCCGCGCCGCCGUGCGUGCUGGUGGACCUGUGCGAGUCGCCGCCGCACGAGCCCGUCAUUAUCCCGGAGAACCCCGUCUAUCCGAGGAAUAUACCCCAAGUGAAAGACAUUCCCGCCGCGGAUGUGGACCACCGAGGUAUCCUCCCCCCGCCCCCGCCGCCACCUGCUCUACCUAUUAUGGGCCACAUGGAAGACGUGGACCACAGAUUACUGCCCCUGCCGCCGCCUCCCAUGCCCGUCACGACCGCGCCGAGCCGGCACCCCGUACAACAAGACGUGGACCACAGGAACCUGAUCUCGCUCACGCACCAGGCGCCGCGCGCGGCGGCUCCCCGCCAGGUGGCGCCACCUAUCAACUUAGAUCAAGACUACAGAGUGCCGCCGAUGGUUCCACCAACGGACAUCGUGGAAAGCGUCGAUAUGGACUUGUCUGAGGAUGAGGACCAGCAAGGUAUGUUCCCCAGCCAACCCGUGAACGACCGCCGCAACAGCUUCAACAACAACAAAGUGCUCGUCGGCGGCGACAACGGCAAGCAACAACACAACCUGGUCCGCAUCAACAGCUCCUCCAGCGACCGCGAGCACCGGGACCCCGGCCCCCAGGGGCCCCACGGGCCUCAUUCGGCCCCCGCGCGUCCCAUGCAGAACCCCUUCGACAACAUGCCCCCGGACCUCAAAUACAACAUGCCCUUCCAGAAGUACCCGCAGGACUACGACGACAGAAACGCGGACUACGACAACAGAAACACAGAUUAUGACGACAGAAAGACGGAGGAAAGCGACGCGUACGAGGAGGACCUCCGGAGCCGGGGCAUCGAGAACCCCAACAUGAGGAACCCCUCCCCGCCCUUCGAGGGCUUCAGGGAGGACUGGAACCCGCCCAGGUUCCCCAACAACAGGUACCCCAGGAACUGGACCCCUCGAGACGCGAGGCCCAGGUUCAGUCCGCAGCAGUUCCGCGCGAGGCCGCCCAACCGGUGGCCGGGCCCGCGGCCGCCGAGGUUCUGGUGAUAAUGCCGCACCAUGUGGUAGACGUUCCUUAAACUUUUGGCGCGAGUUUUAGACGCGUUUUUGACGGUUGCGAGUAAAACGUUUGUGAAAAUUGAGAGUUGAG